GAAUAAACUGCAACGAAUCACGCUGAAGCUGUGCAUUUUUGGUGGUGGGAAAAAUGACCUUUCAAUUAGUCAGAAACCAGCGUAACUUCAACGCUUGUUUAUCUAUAAACAGUGCAUAAGCACGCGCAUGGAUGGUACAGCACAAGGCCCAAUUGGAUCACCGAGGGUGCAUUCCCUGCGAUCUCGGUCUCCCCUGGUGUGAGACAAUAGCGAGAAGCAGCACCUACAUGCUGUUUUUUGCUUUCUCCCUCUCUCUCUCCUUCUCUGUACGCAUAUAUAGCUCUUCAGACCCCCUUGUCCUUCACUUGCUGAGAGCUGUGUGCAUAGAGAGUGUGAUAUUAAAGGCUGCGCAGGUUCCCCGUUAAAAAUACAGCAGCUUAAGGCCACUUCUCCUGUCAUUAUCCCCCUAAUAACACUGUGUCCAGACAAGACGACUUGUGAAGACAUUUUAACCCUAUGACAAUCAUCAACUAUACCCUUGUCACGGGUGGUUUAGGAUACAUUGCGUCACAUACCAUUCCCCUUAUAGAAGGCCGAGUUGUGAUCGUGGACAACUGCUCAAACUCCAAUAUUGACACGCUGAAGGGCAUCAACGCACUGGUUAGAGACGAGCCUGUGGACUUCUACCACGUGGAUUUGACAGACGCUGAACAAUUGGCCAAAUUCUUUGACGAGUUCCACAAUGAUGGCCAUAACAAGAGGCAGAUCACCAGGGUGCUUCACUUUGCUGGCCUGAAGAGCGUGAGUGACUCUCUUGCUGAGCCGGAGCUGUACUAUGACCAUAACGUGAAGGCAACCGUGAACCUGCUAGAUCAAAUCAGGAGGUUUAGACAGAUUGAGACGCUGGUGUUUGCCAGCUCUGCUGCUGUGUAUGGUGCUGCGCAGAGCCCCAUAUCGGAGUCAAUCAAGUGUAUACCAACUACUCCAUACGGUGCUACAAAGCUGAAGGUUGAAGCCAUUCUCAGGGAAUUUGCCAAUUCAUAUCCAACAGUCAACAUUGGUAUGUUGAGGUAUUUCAACCCUGUUGGUGUUCAUCCUUCUGGGCUACUAGGCGAGCAGUCAAAGAACCUGAUGCCAAUGGUCUUGAAGAGCCUGAAAGAAGGCAAAGAGAUGACCGUCUACGACGGCAUACGAGACUACGUUUCUGUUUUGGACGUUGCUAGGGCAUGUAUGUUGGUUAUACAGUACUUGGAAUAUCAUAGACAGGCCAAUGUGUUUGAGUCUUGGAACCUAGGAAGUGGUCAGGGGUUAUCGGUUAAGGAGAUACUGGAACUGUUCAAGGCCUCAACCGGCGUCCAUGUGCCAUACAGAGAGGCAGGGAAAAGAGAAGGUGACGUGGACGUGCUGAUCUCUGAUAUAACAAAGGCGAAAGCUCAAUUGGACUGGCAACCGUGUGUUUCACUGGACCAAUCUUUCAAGGACCUGUGGAGAUGGUAUACAUCACAAUGAGGAUACGCAUCAUUGCCUAGUCCACCUCUGAACCAUCUUGAGGAUGUUCAGAGCCACUGCUAGCACCACCAGCACCAGCUCUGCCAGUUUCUCCGUUAUUAGUCCAACUGUUUCGUUCUCCGUGACUCUUAUCAGAAAUGUCUGUAGGCUCUUCAGCCAAGGUGUAGUGAUCUCGAUGAGUAGCCUUAUAAUCCUGAUGCUUACGAUAACGAUCCCCAGCAUCACUUCGCCUCUGUUCUUCCUCUCCAAGAUCCCAGACACCUCCUCCAGCUGGCCUCUGCCCAC
Messenger RNA from Williopsis jadinii, 1734 nucleotides. RefSeq names its product bifunctional UDP-glucose 4-epimerase/aldose 1-epimerase (gene GAL10). The record is from RefSeq and is a predicted model, not a curated record. Gene Ontology annotation, biological process: beta-D-galactose catabolic process via UDP-galactose, Leloir pathway. Gene Ontology annotation, molecular function: UDP-glucose 4-epimerase activity. Gene Ontology annotation, cellular component: cytosol. Lineage: Eukaryota; Fungi; Ascomycota; Saccharomycetes; Phaffomycetales; Wickerhamomycetaceae. Bases 457 to 1449 code for a protein of 330 amino acids. The transcript is spliced from 2 exons.